Molecule: messenger RNA, 835 nt
Organism: Drosophila simulans
Lineage: Eukaryota; Metazoa; Arthropoda; Insecta; Diptera; Drosophilidae
Product: syntaxin-8
Exons: 2
Coding region: 10-708 (232 amino acids)
Biological process (GO): intracellular protein transport; vesicle fusion; vesicle-mediated transport
Cellular component (GO): SNARE complex; membrane; endomembrane system
Molecular function (GO): SNAP receptor activity; SNARE binding
Source: RefSeq, a predicted model, not a curated record
AGCAGAGAAAUGGCGCUGGUGGAUCACGAUUCCUGGGACAUCGAGUACGAGGGCUGCGAGCGACUGCGCCAUCAGCUGCUGGUGUACCUCAACCAGCGGCAGCAGCUCAAUCAGAAGACGAGCCAGUUCGUCCAACUGACGAGCAGCAUACAGACGGGAAUUGAACAGCUGUCCAAGGACGUGAAGCACCUCAAGGUGGUGCUGGACAACGCCAUCACCUGGGAGACGAGCACGGAGGAGGAGCUGCAGCAGCGCCGCAUCGACUGGGACAGACUCACUUCGCAGCUGCGCGAGAUCCGCGAGAAGUUCGCAAACAGCAGCCGCUCCAAUGUCCCGGCGGCAUCCGUCUCUGCUUGGCAGGAUCAGGAUCUCGGGCCGGGUCACAGCAAUUCCUCGCGGAACACCGCUUUGGAUGUGGAGGCUCUGAAGCAGAAAAAGACCGAGAUGCUGGCGCAGCAGAACGAAGGGCUCGAGGUUCUAUCAGCCACAUUGUCCAGACAGCGCCAACUGGCCACACAGCUGGGCAACGAGGUGGAGGACCAGAACAAUAUCCUUGACAACUUGGCCAAUGCCAUGGACCGUGUGGAAACGGGUGUGCAGCGGGAAACACAGAGCAUUGGACAGGUUAACCGGCGGGACAGUACCUGGGGCUACUGGCUCGUCAUCAUAGCCUUGUUCGUCGCCAUCAUCGUUGUGAUCUUCGUCUAGCUCCCACGAUCCAUUCCAGUUGUUAUACUACUUUAUACAAUGACCUGCGUGGAAUGUCUAUCUGUCGUUAACCCAAAGUUUGAUUAUUUAUGUAUACACCAAUUAAAGUAGGAUUUAUAAGUAUUUA